This is a messenger RNA of Dracunculus medinensis (Guinea worm), 669 nucleotides long. The record is from the annotation of a GenBank genome assembly. Lineage: Eukaryota; Metazoa; Nematoda; Chromadorea; Rhabditida; Dracunculidae.
AUGUGUUUCCAUCAACGUCGCGCUCUCUUAUUAUUCGCAAUAUUCAAUAGUUUGCGGUUCGUUUCAUAUAAAUUCGAAAUGAUGCGCUUAAAUAGCUUUGGCGAAUGUUCAGUGAGGAAAGAACUUCCUGGUUUAUACAUGAAUGGUGUACUUUCAAUACCCCUUCUAUCCAGGUUAGUUAGCUGUGGUUAUGAACAUGGUUUCUACCAGGACGUUAAAAAUUUAUUUGUCGCACUUCUUGCCUUGUUUUCUUACCUAAUUGUCAUAACGAUUAGUGCAAUAGAUAUGACUUUUGGACCAUUGUAUGCAUUCAGGAUUUUUCGCUACCCUAUCGUCUAUCCGUACUUCAAUUUUCCAUUAGUGUUGUUCGGCCUUCACCAUUUCGUUUUGCGAACUCAUCGAGAUUUUAAACGUGAUGUAUUUGAGGUGAUUGACGAAGAUAUGUUUCUAUAUAUUUGCCGAUAUCAAUGCCUUAACCUAUGUGAAUGUGCGCAAAAAUUGAAGAUUUAUAAAAUGACAACAAUACGACCGUCAAUAUUAGCGAGAAAUGGGCGAAUUAAUAUCGCGGUUAACAUUCAUACAAUCGACAAUCUCAAUAGCCUUGAUGAAAAUUUGAAGAGCAAACUUAAUUUGAAAUCUCAAUUUGAUGAAAAGAAUAUUUAUUAUUAA